AUGUGUAUUGAUCAUAUGAAAGAACAUAAUGAUUUAAAAAAAUCAGAAUUAAACUCGUUAAAUGAUGACAUCAAAAUGCUCAAUGAUCAAUUUAAAACAUUUGAUAUAGACAAAUUGAUUAAAGAUAGUCGUGAUAAACUCGACAAAUGGAAAGAUGAUUGUCAUAAAAUUAUUAAUUGUUAUUAUGAACAAAAAUGUCAAGAAAUUGAACGAUUUUUAACUCAAAAAAUAGAUCAAUAUCGAAAAGAUAUUGAUCAAACACAAACAACAAUUAUUAAUUCAAUUCAAAGUGAAAAAUUCUCAGAAAAAAAUCUUCAAUUUUUAAAAUCAACAAUUUAUGAUAUUAAACAUGAGAUAAACAAAAUCAAAGAAAAAGGCAUACAAAUCGAUAUUCAUCCUUUUACAUUAAAUAAUCAUAUCAUAUCUAUAAAGGAUUUUAAACCAAAUGCAUUUAAUAUAAAUACAUCAAUUCUUUCAUCUCCAUAUCAUACAAUUGAAUGUAAUGAUGGAUGGCAAUCAGAACUUGCUUGUAAUGAUCAUUCAAUUUUAAUUAGUUUAUCUAAUAAUUUAGGUUUAUUUGAUCGAGAUUUAAAUCUUAUUAAGAAAUCUCCAUGGAAAUUUGAAUGUAUUUAUGAUAUGUGUUGGUCAUCAACAUUAUCGAAUUUUAUUAUUAUAACAGAUAAGAAAAAAGUUUAUCGUAUUCAUGAAACUACUUUAUCAAUUGAACGUAUUUAUGGAAUUGAAGAAAAAGAUUGGUUAUCUUGUACAUGUUCAGAUACAUAUCUUUAUUUAACAACAUCUGAAACAGGUUCAAAUAUAUAUCAAUUUAAACUUUUACCAUUAAUUCGACCAGUUAAACGAUGGCAACCUCCAUAUUCUUGUAGACAACAUGAAUCUAUUCAUGCUAUUGAAUAUAAUAAUAGAACACUUGCUUUAAUAAUUAGAGAAUCUUUUGGAGGUGUUGUUGAUAUUGAACUUCGAUCAUCUUUAACACUUACUCGACUUUGGUCACUUCCACUUGAUAUGAGAAGUUCUGGACUAUGGUCUAGAAUUAGUUGUUGUUCACUUCAAUAUGAUGAAUGGCUUGUAUCACAAACAACUACUUCACGUCUUUUUCAUAUUAGUAAAGAUGGUAUAUUGAAAGUAAUGCAUGAAUAUCAUCCAAAAUUAAAUAAUGCUAUUAUGUUUAAUUCAAAUAUAUUAGUUAUACAUUUAGGAACAAAAAUAAAUUUUUAUAAAUUAUAG
This is a messenger RNA of Rotaria sp. Silwood1, 1245 nucleotides long. The record is from the annotation of a GenBank genome assembly. Lineage: Eukaryota; Metazoa; Rotifera; Eurotatoria; Philodinida; Philodinidae.